GUGUUGGCCCCGAGCGUGACUGGUUUCCGGCCAGUGGCGCCUCACCGGCUUCCCGGAGACGUGUAACGGGUGGUGGGCCACAGCCAUGGCCGAAAGGAAACCUAACGGUGGGGGCGCCGCCUCCACCUCCUUGUCGGGCACUAACUUACUCUUCUCAUCCUCGGCAACGGAGUUCAGCUUCAAUGUGCCCUUCAUCCCAGUCACCCAAGCCGCCCCUGCCUCGGCCUCCUUGCUCCUGCCCGGAGAGGAUUCCACAGACGUUGGUGAGGAGGACAGCUUCCUCGGCCAGACUUCGGUUCACACGUCCACCCCACAGACGUUUAGUUACUUCUCUCAGGCAUCAAGCAGCGGCGAUCCGUUUGGGAACAUCGGGCAGUCGCCGUUGACAGCCGCGGGGGCAUCGGCUGGCCCGCCCGCGUUCUCCAAGCCCCCAGCUGCGCUCCCUUUCACACCCGCAUCCCAAGACGCGUGUCCACCGUCCAGCGCAAAGGCUCCACAUGGUGCUCCGCCUUCGUCACAGAUGGGAACGAACGCUUACUUGCCUUCUCAGCCGAGUAGUCUCCCUCCUUCAAAUUUUGGGAGCCCACCCCAAGGAAUGCCCCAACAAGGGUACAACCCCUAUCGCCAUACUCCCGUGAGCAGCAGAGCCAACCCUUACAUUACACCGCCACAGCUGCAACAGUGCCAAACCCCGGGCCACCCCGCCCAUCCGCCACCCUCCGGGCCCCCCGGGGCUCACCUGUACCAGACGCCUCCGGGACCUGUGCCGCCGAUCCCUCCUCCGGUGCAGCCAGGGCUGUCCCCUGCAGCACAGCCGCCGGCCCUGCCCAGGCCCCCGGGUCCCGCUGUGCAGGGGCCGCCUCCUUUCUUACUUCAGAACCAGUACGAGCCCGUCCAGCCGCACUGGUUUUACUGCAAGGAGGUCGAAUACAAGCAAGUGUGGAUGCCUUUCAGUGUGUUUGACUCUUUGAACCUCGAAGAAGUCUAUAAUUCAGUGCAGCCAGACCCCGAGAGUGUGGUCCUCGGCACGGACGGGGGGCGCUACGACGUGCACCUCUACGACCGAGUGAGGAGAGCCGUGUACUGGGAAGAGGGGCCCGCCGAGGUGAGGCGCUGCACUUGGUUUUACAAGGGGGACACGGACAGCAGAUUCAUUCCCUACACAGAGGAGUUCAGCGAAAAACUAGAGGCUGAAUACAAAAAAGCUGUAACCACAAAUCAGUGGCACCGCAGAUUAGAAUUUCCAAGUGGGGAGACAAUUGUUAUGCACAAUCCAAAGGUUAUUGUUCAGUUCCAGCCUUCCUCAGUGCCCGAUGAGUGGGGGACCACACAGGAUGGACAGACGAGGCCCAGGGUUGUAAAGCGCGGGAUCGAUGAUAACCUUGAUGAAAUUCCCGAUGGGGAGAUGCCCCAGGUCGACCAUUUGGUGUUCAUGGUGCACGGCAUCGGACCUGUGUGCGACUUGCGCUUCAGAAGCAUCAUUGAAUGUGUGGAUGAUUUUAGGGUGGUUUCACUCAAAUUGCUGCAGACGCAUUUCAAGAAAUCGUUAGAAGAUCGGAAGAUAAGCCGAGUGGAGUUCCUUCCGGUCCACUGGCACAGUGCGCUGGGCGGGGAUGCCACGGGCGUUGACAGGAAUAUUAAGAAAAUCACUUUAUCAAGUAUUGGUCGGUUCCGUCACUUUACCAACGAGACCUUGCUGGAUAUUCUGUUUUACAGUAGCCCCACCUACUGUCAGAAGAUCGUGGAAAAGGUGGGCAUGGAGAUAAACCGUCUGCACGCACUCUUUAUGAGUCGGAACCCAGACUUCAAAGGAGGCGUCUCUGUUGCUGGGCACAGUUUAGGUUCUUUAAUAUUGUUUGACAUCCUGUGUAAUCAGAAAGAUUUGGCUUCAACUGAGUCUCCAAGGCCUUUUGCAGUUGCUAAUGGAGCUGUGAAGCAGCCGCAUUUUCAGGAGAAGCAGAUGCAUGAGGAGCCAAAGCUGACCUUGGAUGAGUCUUGUGAUCUUGAUGUUGAAAAUGAAGAAGUCCUAACUUUGCAAGAAACUCUGGCAGCACUUAGCCUCUCUGAAUACGUUAGCACUUUUGAAAAGGAAAAGAUUGAUAUGGAAUCUCUGCUCAUGUGUACAGUUGAUGAUCUGAAGGAAAUGGGAAUACCUCUGGGACCCAGAAAGAAGAUAGCUAACUUUGUAAAGCAUAAAGCCGUCAAACUGGAACAGAAGAAAGCGGCCUCAGAAAAGAGGGCGAUGAUGGUGGCGUCGGCAAAGGGACCAGAGGACGGCGCCCAGAAACCGAAGGAAACGGCGUCCAGGAGGAAACCCCCGCUUGGCGCUUCUGCUUCGUCUGUGCACGUCAGCUACGAGUCCUUCGAGGUCGGCACCGGACAGGUGUCUGUCGUUUACAGCCCGUUAGACUUUGAACCAGAGAUUUUCUUUGCCUUGGGGUCUCCAAUUGGUGUGUUUCUCACUAUUCGAGGAGUGGAUCGGAUAGAGGAGAGCUACAGACUUCCCACCUGCAAAGGGUUCUUCAACAUUUACCAUCCGCUCGAUCCAGUGGCGUACAGACUAGAACCCAUGAUUGUUCCAGAUUUGGACCUAAAAGCCGUUCUCAUUCCACAUCACAAAGGCAGAAAAAGGCUUCAUUUAGAGCUGAAAGAAAGCCUCUCCCGCAUGGGCUCCGAUUUGAAGCAGGGCUUCAUCAGCUCUUUGAAAAGCGCGUGGCAGACGCUAAACGAGUUUGCUCGUGCCCACACCUCUUCUGCUCAGUUGCAAGAGGAACUGGAGAAGGUGGCCCAUCAGAUCGAGGAAGAAGAGGAAAAGCGAGUCGUUGAAGCAGAAAAGAUUGUUGAAAGCCCAGAUUUUUCCAAGGACGAGGACUGCUUAGGGAAGGUCGGAAUGCUAAACGGAGGCCGCCGCAUUGACUACGUCCUUCAGGAAAAGCCGAUAGAGAGCUUUAACGAGUACCUUUUCGCCCUUCAGAGCCAUUUAUGCUACUGGGAAUCUGAAGAUACUGCCCUGUUAUUGCUUAAAGAAAUUUAUCGGACAAUGGACAUUAGCCCAGAGCAGCCCCAGCAUUGACUGGACUUCAGUCUCCCCGUAAUCUUUAAAAUUGGAAUGCAUCUUGAAAUCAGCUGUUGCCUGGAUGAAGCUGAGCUCUUCCCAGCGUGGUUUGCAGUUCUGCAGCCGGUCACUGGGGGGCACUGCCGACCUGAGUCUACCGAGCUCAUUUCUCUGAGAUUUUGUUGGACUGUGCUGGUGGUGUGAACUUAGACCACAAAAUUUGCAGGCGGGACAGGGUGGGUGUAUCAAUUCAAAUACCAGGGAAAUUUUCCCCUCUUCCCAUAAUUAAGGAGGAGGUAAAAAAACUUCUUUGUCAUCCCUUCUGUGGGAAGGGUUAUUUUUUUACCCUUCGUUGAGGUUGUAGCCAUUCGAUUUCCUCACUUUUUGUGAAGGCCUCUGUCUCCUUUUAGAUUUCCUGUCCUGGGCAUCUUUUCUUUGCACGGUAUAUAAAAUAAUGUUGCAUUAGAUUCAUUGAAGUAUGGUGUUUUGCUGUAACUUUAUAGUUUUUACUGUCUGACAGUACAGGUUAUCAGUAGCUGAUAGUCUUGGCGAUUAUUCCAGAUGAAUUUUGAAAUGAUUUAAGUUCCCCAAGAGGCUCUGCCCACAAAACGAACACAACUCUAAACUACACAGUCCUCAAACUUUAAUAUUACCUAAUAUGAAAAAGUAAGAACCAUGCACACUUAGUUUGCAUACUGUUCAUUGUUUUAUUUCUUCAUGUACUUUGUUGUAAAGUUUAGGCAAGAAUUUAAGCUCCCAGUACACUCCUGAUACUAUAAAGUAAUUAAUUUAAAAUACCGACAGUUCUUCCACACGUGGUUCACUCGAGCAGAGAUCGGUUUGCUGAGUUCUUUCAUGUUCAUCUCAUUUACUCCUCUGUAUUCCUGUUCUUCAAAAGGCCCCAGGUUAACCCGUCAAGAGCUUUCUUUUACUUGCUACACUCACUGCGUUAUGAAGAUGUCCUGCUAGUUAGCCUCACGGCGCGGCCCUGGCUGCACUUGCGUCCCCUCCCUGCCCAGGGCCCGUCCGAGGGCUGGCGCUCUGGCCCGAGCUGUCCGGGGGCACUUCACGGUACGGACGGCAUGUUCUUCUGGUUCCGGAAGGAGCGGCGUGCGUUACUGUUUUCUUACUGUGAGCUCGUGAAGUUCACCACGGAUUCUUCUCCUCCUUCAAAGACUUCCUUGUCUCCCCAGAAAGCCACAGUGUAAAUGUCAUUGCUCAGAAAAUCCUCAGAGGACAUUCCCGGUUCGCUCCUGUGAUGGGUGACAGAAGUGAUGCAUUGACAGUUGCUCAGACGUGAUUCUCAGAUGCAGGGACUCGUGGGAAGGAAAACACAGAACAAAAAGAUGGUGGACACAGCGCCACAUUCUGACGGUGUAGAUGAGAAACGUAACCACCAGGAUGACGCGGGUAGACACCCCUCCCGUCCGUCAGUGGCACAGCUGUCAAAGCGGUGUGUGAUGCAGCAGGACGUGUGGCCUGCAGAUGGCUGUUGCUGUUUCCCAAAAGCCCACGGUCCGUCCCGUUAAGCUUGCUUUUUUUGUUGUAGUAUGUUCUUUUAUUCGAGUAUGGAUUUCUUGAGAAACUAUAGAAAGAUGAUUAAAAAAAUGUAUGUUCUACUUUAAAUGUGAAUUGUUCUGAGAUGCUUUACUGUAGGGUCAUUUGUGUUUGUUAAGAGGCAGUAACCGAGAUCGUUUGUGCUCCAAGUUGAAGCGGAGUUUGUGUGAAGCCUUUGGAGCCGUCGCCGGCCGCGCGGCUGGGGAAGGAGACGCACGGAAGCCCUCGGCAGCUCUUCCAGCAGCACGCCCACUGCCACUGGGGUGGGGAACGCAGGGGAGGGUUCCCUCGGGGUUCUGGGGGGUGGCUGCAAGGUCGCCUCAUCGCUGCAGUUCCAGUUAAUGUGAGAGCCAAACUAGAGAUUUCAUGGUUUGUGGUCUUUUUGGCUUUGUAUGAAUUAAUUUCACUGACACCAAAGUAUUUGAAAGUAUGAAAUGUAUUGCUUCUGGACCAUGAAUCUGCAUCAUGAAAAGACUGUUCUGUAAUACUUCAUUUUGUUUUACUGUAUCUUCAAAUUAUCUUAACUAUUUUCCUAAUACUACAUGGGAAUGCUGAUUUUUCUUCUUUUGUUAUGCAGUAGAAACAUUUUACACUGUUUACAUAGUUCUCAUGGGACACAGAAUUUUUUGAAAGCAACCAAUGAUACACAUUUUUGUGUAUAUAUUCUAAUUAGUUGAAUAAAAAGUAACAUCAGUGCAUUUUUUUAAGCAGCAAA
Molecule: messenger RNA, 5327 nt
Organism: Phyllostomus discolor (pale spear-nosed bat)
Lineage: Eukaryota; Metazoa; Chordata; Mammalia; Chiroptera; Phyllostomidae
Gene: SEC23IP
Product: SEC23 interacting protein
Exons: 19
Coding region: 86-3073 (995 amino acids)
Biological process (GO): endoplasmic reticulum to Golgi vesicle-mediated transport
Cellular component (GO): COPII-coated ER to Golgi transport vesicle
Molecular function (GO): protein binding; metal ion binding
Source: RefSeq, a predicted model, not a curated record